CGGGGGGCGGCCACAUGCCGUCGCGCUGGGGACGGGAAUCCGGUGGUGAGGAGAGCUGCAGCAGGUCCAGCCAGACUCCUUCACAGUCCCCUCCUGCCUGACUGUGCGUCUUUACUUUGGAAAGCAAAGAGGUUCAGAGAUUUGGGUUUUUCCUGUGCCACUCAGUUGCUUUGUAGCUUUUCUGGCAUCACUUGUCUUCUUUUGCCCCAUCUGCACCUUGUGACCUGUUGGAGGUUAAGAUGCUGCCAGGCUGGAGACCCACAUACAGUUGGGGGCGGAGGGCCAGUGGCUGUGCCUAGAGACCGGAGAGGCUUGAUGGCAGUGGCGCAUGUGUGUCCCCAUCUGCUCUUUCACUUCCCUGUGUCCCAAAGCAUGGAUCAGUGAACCCCAGUCAGGUACACCCGUCCUCUCUGUUGUCCCACUCUGUGUGUUGGCUGGGUUGGAUUGUCGACACCACAGCCUAGGAGGUGUGGGGACCCCUCACUCCCAUCGUGGGAAUGUAUGUCGUGGCCUGUGACACCCAUGGUCUCCGUGAGGGCUGAGAGCUGUGCGGUGAGUGAUCCUCUCUUCUGUCUUGGCGGGGGAAGGUCUGUGAGGUGUGUGUCAUGCCUUGACUGGUUUGAAGAAGGCAGCACUAGGGAAGAAGGUGGAGACAAGGUUGAAGGUCAAGCUCAGUUUGUAAAGUUCUUAAGAACAAGGACGGCGACUUUGGCUCCAAAGCCUCAAGGUAGUGGCCUGCUUGACACGUCUAUCUCGGGUCCUCUCCAGGAGGACCUGGCUACCAAAGGGUCGUCUUCUGCUGCUGACCCCCAUCAAAUCCCAUCAUGCCCACAGCCCUGUGCCCCCGAGUCUUGGCUCCAAAAGAAAGUGAGGAGCCCAGGAAAAUGAGGAGCCCACCUGGAGAGAACCCUAGCCCCCAGGGGGAGCUUCCCAGCCCUGAGUCCUCUCGUCGCCUCUUCCGCCGUUUCCGCUACCAGGAGGCAGCAGGCCCCCGGGAGGCCCUGCGCCGCCUCUGGGACCUGUGCCGGGGCUGGCUGCGGCCUGAGAGGCACACCAAGGAGCAGAUCUUAGAAGUACUGGUGCUGGAGCAAUUCCUGGCCAUCUUGCCCCGGGAGAUUCAGAGCUGGGUGCGGGCCCAAGAGCCCGAGAGUGGCGAGCAGGCUGUGGCUGCCGUGGAGGCGCUGGAGCGGGAGCCUGGGAGACCCUGGCAGUGGCUCAAGCACUGUGAAGACCCUGUGGUGAUUGAUGAUGGGGACAGCCCUCUGGAACAGGAGCAGGAGCGGCUGUCAGUGGAGUCCCAGAGCAACCUUGCAAAGAGCCAGGAUGCCCAGCCUGUGGCCCUGGCACAGGGUUUUGGGCUCCCAAGCAGAGCACCAGGCCAACUCAAUGGAGACACAGUGCCACAAGAUGCUUUCCUUCUUCAGGAAGAGACUAUGAGGGAUGCACAGCAGGUGGCCACUCUCCAGCUGCCCCCGAAUCGGGCUUCUCCAUUCAAGGACAUGAUCUUGUGCUUCUCUGAAGAGGACUGGUCCCUCCUAGACCCUGCCCAGACUGGCUUCUAUGGAGAGUUCAUCAUUGAAGAGGACUGCAGAGUCUCAGUGCCUCCGAAUGACCCAGCUGCCCCGCCAGAUCUCUCCCAGGGAGAGGAGAAUGAGCCACGGGUUUCAGAGUUGCAGGACCUUCUGGGGAAAGAAGCGCCCCAGGCCUCCUACUUGGACUUUCCAAGUCUCCAGCCCUUCCAGGUGGAAGAAAGAAGGAAACAAGACGAGCUGCAGGUGCCAGAGUUCCAGACCUGCCAGCAGACGUUGCUGGCUCAAAGCACCUGCCCAGCUGGAGGCGACCCACCAUCCCUGCAGCACAGCCUGGAGGAGGAGGUGACCAUCGAGAUUGUCCUGUCCAGCUCUGGGGACGAGGACUCCCGGCACAGCCCGUACUGCCCUGAAGAGCGCGGGAGCCCCGCCCCGCGCCGGGGCAGCGCCGAGGCGGGGCCCGAAGCGCAGGCCUCCUCCAGGAAGUCCUACGUGUGCCCGAACUGCGGGAAGAUCUUCCGCUGGAGAGUCAACUUCAUCCGGCACCUGCGGAGCCGCCGGGAGCGGGAGAAGCCGCACGAGUGCUCGGUGUGCGGGGAGCUGUUCAGUGACAGCGAGGACCUGGACGGGCACCUGGAGACCCACGAGGCCCAGAAGCCUUACCGGUGUGGCGCCUGCGGGAAGAGCUUCCGCCUCAACUCCCACCUGCUGUCGCAUCGGCGGAUACACCUGCCGCCGGACGGACUCGAGCAGGUGCAGAAGAGGGAACAGGGGCCCUCGGAGGCCGGUGAGGAUCGCCCGCCGGGAAAGGGCGAGGCCAAGCCGAGCUUCCAGUGCUGCGACUGCGGGAAGGCGUUCCCGCGGCACGACCACCUGCUCCGGCACCGCAGACGCUUGCACCCGAAGGACAAAGCCCGGCCCUUUCAGUGCCGGUACUGCGUCAAAAGCUUCAAGCAGAACUGCGACCUCCUCCGCCACGAGCGCCUGCACAUGAAACGCCGGUCCAAGCAGGCCCUGAACUCCUACUGAGCGCGCGCCUGGCGCGGCCCUCUGGGCAGGUGCUUCCCUGGUCGCCCUCCCGCCGCGCCUCCCCAGGCAGAGGGCACACCUCCUCCUGCCCUUUGCUCUCAGGUAGUGUCCAGCUUUCGUGUGGUGCCAUGGUAGUCCCCUCCCUCCCCACAGGUGACGAGAGCGUGGCCACUAGACAGUCGGUUUUGUUUCUGCUGUGCCAAAAAACAGGGAGGUGUGUCACUACCAGCUUCAGCGUGCCAGGUGUGUCGGGUCUUAGGGACACCUGCCAAAUGCUCUCAAAGCUCCACGAGUGGACUGCAUCACCCCUGUGGCAGCAACCCGUUGGUCACCAGCCAACCCUCAGCACACUCCUUCCCGUCCUACCCUGCCAAACACGGCCUGGGAUUCUGAAGGUGAGAGCGGCUGCUGCAGGGUGAUGGGCAGGAGGACGUGUAGGCGCAGUGGGGAGCAGUGCCAAGCACAAUAGCCAUGCCGGGGCACAGAAGUCUGAGCCCAGGUCCCUGGCCACCAGGCCCCCGGGCGAGGAGCACUGCGCAGACCCCGAGAUUAUCAGGUGGCCCUUUUGGGCUGGAGUCCAUGGUGGGAAGCCCCAGAGCUCCUUGAGGUUGGGAAGCUUGUCAUGCCUUUUGAUUUGCCUUGGCGGCCGGUGGUGCAGGAGCAGGAGCUCAUGGAAGGCAGAGCUUGGGUUUAAAUUAUGUUGCACACCCUCCCUAAAACGUCUCUUGUCUCUGUACCCUGACGGCCCUUGGCGAAUGCUUGUGGGAUGGAAAUGGAGUUGUCAUCGUUUAAAAGGCACUUAAAUCCCUCCUCCCACUCUGUCCUGUCUAGGAAUAUGGAGCCCAGCUCCUAAUGAAGGGUUCUGUCUGGGUGAGCCAAGCCCUGAACAGAAUCUUCCAUGACUUCCUACUCUGUAGACACUUGGAGUACCCAUUGUGUUAGUUUCCUAGGGAUGUUGUAAGAAGGUACCAAACACCACGUGGCUUAGAAUGACAGAAAUGAAUUGUUCCGUAGUUUUGGAGGCAACAAGUCCCAGGACAAGGUGUCAGCAGAGUUUGUUCCUUCUGAGGGCCCUGAGGUAGAACCUACUCUAUGUCCUAGCUUCGGGUGCUUUCUUGGCAAUUGUUGGUGUUCCUUGGUGUGUACAAACAUCGCCCAAUCUCUGCCUUCAUUGUUACAUGGUGCUCUCACCGUGGCUGGUCUGUUUCCAAAUUUCCCUUUUGCAUAAAGACACCAGUCAUAUUGGAUUAGGGCCCACCCUACCUACUCCAGUAUAACCUCAUCUACAUCUGCAUCUGCAGUGGCUGUUUCCAAAUAAAGUCAUAUUCUCAAGUACUAGGGAUCGGGGCUUCAACAUUGGAAUUUUAGGGGUACACAAUUCAACCGACAACUCCAGUUAACCCUUCAGUGUGCUGUCAUUACCGAUUCGCAUAAGUCAUUACAACCAGUUAGCUGCUCACGGUUCCACUGAAGGCAGAUUCGGCCCCACGCGUCUGCACUCAGGGCUGGUAUCCUCUGCACGGAUGAUCUUAAGUCUUUAAAGUGGAGUUCUGGACUGCGGGAGACCUUUGGUAGUGAAACCUCAAGCAAUCAAAAAUGUGGUCUUACUGUUCCUGGAAGACUGGUUGUGUCAACCUGGGCCAGCAAUGAGGAGGCACCAAGGCUGUAACAUAGCAGUGGCUGAAUCUGAAAGCCACACCCAGGUAGGUAUUUUGUACUUCUGUACAUCAGAUCCCACCAUGGGCAGGAAGCCUGGGUAAAUGAAUGCAAGGUGCCUGGUGCUCUUGUCAGCCACAUAAUUUUCACAUCAAGAAGCCUUUGCCCCGAACUCAAUAAGAAAGUUAAAAAAUUUUAUAAGUACGAUUACUGUUUCUGUGUAGAUGCGUCUACAUGUCCAGGAGCAGUAAAUGCAAUAAAACCAUUUGGCCAUACUUUAAACAAGAAAUAAACUAUUGAGGCUUUUAGUUUCUAAA
Messenger RNA from Microcebus murinus (gray mouse lemur), 4531 nucleotides. The record is from RefSeq and is a predicted model, not a curated record. Lineage: Eukaryota; Metazoa; Chordata; Mammalia; Primates; Cheirogaleidae.